AUGGCGAACAAGAUCCUCCUGGUCUUUAUCGGCUUCGACCUUGCCUUCCUGGCAUGUGCCGCGUUGCACUUGUUCAUCCCGUUGUACACUCGGCAGGCCGUCAAGAACAAGAUGAAUGUGGACAGCAUCGCAACAAACUUGCUUCUGGACCACUGCCCUUUAACUGCCAGCGAAGCCAACUCAGUCAUCAUGUUUAUCACCUUCCUCAUCUCCAUCCCGGCCUUUUUUAACCGUCGGAACCGGGUUUGGCUCAAGGUCCACGUUGCUGGAGUCAUUGUCGCCGCGAUCUUCACCCUCAUCAUCGGCUUGGUUAUUUGGUUCUCCACGCUUGAAAUCCACAAGAACCUCACCCCGGUCUGGAUGAAUCAGAGCGCCGAUGUUCAGUCGAUGCUCCAGCAAAAAUUCCAGUGCUGCGGAUACACAAACCCUGCGCUCUUCGUCAAGGACGAUGUCUGUACCAGCGCCGCAACCGCCGCGAGCCUUGGUCCCUGCGUUAGCCCAUUCGGGGUCUUCGCCAGUCGAUUCCUCGACAUUGUCUUCACCACUUUCUUCGGUUUUGUGGCGGUCGACAUGAUGCUACUUCUUGCGGCUUUAUGUGUGAUCAAGGAUCGCAAGGAGAAGGAGCGAUACAGAAUGAUCGAUGAGAAGAGAGGAUAUGGGCCUAUCUAA
Messenger RNA from Exophiala spinifera, 669 nucleotides. RefSeq lists its product as uncharacterized. The transcript is spliced from 2 exons. The record is from RefSeq and is a predicted model, not a curated record. Bases 1 to 669 code for a protein of 222 amino acids. Lineage: Eukaryota; Fungi; Ascomycota; Eurotiomycetes; Chaetothyriales; Herpotrichiellaceae.